UGAUUGGAUAGAUAAUAAAUUUAUCUCAAAAAUGAAUCAUCUCCCUAAAUAAAAAAACUUAUGGCGAUUUAAUUAAAAAAUAGACGUAAAAAGAAACAAAUCCCCUAUUUUGAAUCCCCCCUUAAACAAAAGGACCAUUUUUGUCAUUUUCAAGCAGAUAAAUACUGUGUACUAUUUCAUUUCUCCCCUUUGCAAAAUAUUGUUGUAGAAUCGUCCAAGUAUAAUCACUAUAAUCACAAAAUCCAUGUCGAUUCUAUGGGAGAAGAGUGGAACAUGGCGAUGGUUAGUGAGGAAAACGAAGGAAUCGAAGCCGUUCUUCAUCGGAUUUGCUACCGUAUGCGGCGUUGUUCCGGGGAUUAUUGGCUUCUGCGUUAUGUCUGCUACUAAUACUCGUAAUCCUGAACUUGAAGCUAAACUACGGCAGAAUGCUCGACCUGAAACCCUAAUGAUGGGUAAAGUUAAUAAAGAGAGAUUGGCUGAGUACCUCGGCGAACUCCAGAGAAAGGAGAACACAAAUGACAGAUAUGUUGCAGCUCUAAAGGGCGAAACAAUGACAAGGAAACCUUACCAAAGAAUUCAACCAGUCCCAAAUGCUAAUGAUACUGAAGCAAAGAAAGAACAAAAGUAGAUCACGGCUUAACCGGUUUUGUUGCUUUAGUUUCGCAUUUCUACCAUAUAUUAGUUCUAGUGUAACCUUGUUUACAUGCAUUGUGAUAUUGCAUUGGGCGUGCAAGGAUUUGAUGUAGUUUACUACUUACGAAACUGUGAACUUGAAUGUAUAUUUUCAAGAAUAUCCUUUUUUGAAUGUGUGAAAAUGCACUUCUAUUUAUUUUGGCA
This is a messenger RNA of Capsicum annuum, 837 nucleotides long. RefSeq lists its product as uncharacterized. The coding region runs from base 245 to 628 and encodes 127 amino acids. The transcript has 2 exons. The record is from RefSeq and is a predicted model, not a curated record. Lineage: Eukaryota; Viridiplantae; Streptophyta; Magnoliopsida; Solanales; Solanaceae.